Messenger RNA from Haplochromis burtoni (Burton's mouthbrooder), 1065 nucleotides. RefSeq lists its product as uncharacterized. The record is from RefSeq and is a predicted model, not a curated record. The coding region runs from base 122 to 619 and encodes 165 amino acids. NCBI's taxonomy places the organism in Eukaryota, Metazoa, Chordata, Actinopteri, Cichliformes, Cichlidae. The transcript has 5 exons.
AGAAAGGCACAUGACCAUCCUGUGAUUGCUGGCAUUUUUUCCAUCCUUUUAUAUAUCCAAGUCACUGGAACUACAGGCAGUGGAAUUCCAAACUAAACUUGUUCAUUUAGUUUAUGGCAAAAUGCAUUCAGUUUAUUGGGUCAUUGCAGUUCUCCUGGCAGUUGGCUCAUCUGAGAUUUGUUAUGCAGGACCUCUCCAUGCUCAGUGCAAAGUAGAAUGGUACUUUGGGAUACCAUGUCAGGUAGUUUAUGAAUCCCUGGUUUCACAGAUUAAGAAAUGGGAAACCAUGGCUAGCUGCACUAUGGGAGGAGAAAAGUGCCUGUACAAGUUGCACUCUGCCUCAGUUCACUUCAUAUCUGCCAAGCACACUACUCCCUUUAAGAAGAAUGUGUAUGACAUUAACUUUCGAUUGGUCUCCUUUCACUUCUACACUUGCUGUCAUGUUUCGGGCAUGUCUAUCUCUGAAACCUGGUAUGCCAUUAAAGACCAUGGCACCAACUACUGCAACCUUUAUAACCUGAUUGAAGGAAGUGGUCUAACUGAAUCCAGGGGUUAUAAAGAGGUCACCAGUGACUUCCUGUGCACCCAGCGUUCCUCUGCUAAUUGUACUGUCUACUGACUGAAUAUUUACAAUAAACAGAGAUCACCACUGUGAAGCAAGGACAAUCACCCAGUUUUGAUCUUCUUAGUUAUUGACAACAAAAAGAAGUCAUUUGCAGAUUGUAUAAGAAUCUAUACAGUGUGCCCUUACCUGUUUGCUACUGUUGACAAGGAGGAUUUUCAUUAUCUGUAACUCUUAUACAAAUUAUGUAUAGCAUGCAUUUAGAUGUUCAGUUUAUUCAAGUAUAGUUUUAAUGGACCCUGUUUAAACAUGAACAAAGGCUGGCCCCCAGUUAAAUAUUUUUUAUUUAGCUUUUAAUGCAUAUGACAUGCUUCCAAAUGUUUCAGAAUGAAGUCUUGCUUUAGUAAUAAACGAUUUAUAUAUAAAAUAAUAGUCAAUGUAAAACAAUACCUGAGAUAUCAGUCACACAAGUACAAAUAAACAGUGGUUGGUGAGUUAUCACA